UUUCUAUUUUUUUUAUUUUUUUAGAUUAGUGCCAUAGAACAUAGAACCAUUAGUGUGCCAUGUUUUGCAAAUCUCUUUCGCGGCAGCGUGCAGUCAUGCUGCCCGUGCAAGCCCGGAGAACGUUAGCGUGAGCAAACGCGCAGACGAGAAAACGUCCCGCCCAUGAUAAUCAAGACGCGCGUAAAAGGAAAAGUCCGUAGCGUCGAAACUUAAAACUCGGCAGAUCGACAGGUACACAAUGUGCAUCGAAAGCCGCGAAGAGAACGAGCAUCUCGUGAACUGUGCUUCAGCAGCGUCUCAAAGCCCCGACUGUGAUCUCUCCUCACUAACGACGCCGGUGUGCUUUGCAGCGAGUGUGUGAGGUGCCUCCGAACAGGCUGGGCUGUUUCAGCCAUGCUACACUGCGCCCCGUGCAAGCUUGGUUCAGGUGCUCUGCGCCCGAGGAGUGUUGUGAUCUGUGCGUCCGCAAGAAAAUAAUUAGCGAACAAGUAUGAUGUGCGCUGCGCCAUGCCAUCUAAGAAGCAGUAUAAUUUAGUGAGUGACGAUGCAUACGACAGCAGAAUUCCGUUGCACAGCGAAGAGGCCUUUCAGCAUGGAAUCUCAUUCAAUGCCAAGUAUAUCGGCACCUUGGAUGUUCCCCGACCGAGUAGCAGGGUGGAAAUCGUGGCAGCCAUGCGCAGAAUUCGGUAUGAAUUCAAAGCCAAGUCCAUCAAGAAGAAGAAGGUGACAAUUACCAUUUCGGUUGAUGGGGUGAAGAUUGUCCUCCGAAAGAAGCAUAAAAACAAGUGGUCAUGGGACGACACCAGGUAUCUUGUUAUGAAUCAUCCCAUAUACAGGAUAUUCUAUGUGUCUCAUGACUCGCAAGACCUGAAGAUCUUCAGUUACAUUGCCAGGGAUGGUGGAAGCAAUGCAUUCAAGUGCAAUGUCUUCAAGUCUAAGAAGAAGAGUCAAGCCAUGCGUGUGGUGCGGACGAUUGGGCAGGCUUUCGAGGUGUGCCACAAGCUGAGCUUGGCCAAUGCGACGUCCAACUUGGUCGCUCCCGACAGCCUUCCUCCAACCAACCGGCACAGCAGCAGCGAGAACUCCAUUUCCAGAGACAAGGACCAGGUUGACAGGUUUGAGGCAGGGGACAGCACAUGCGACGAUGCCAAGCUGCUGGUACGGGGCGCGGAAGAGGACGUUGCUGCAGAGGCAACGCAGCCAGAGUCGUGCUCCAGCCCCAAGACCCCGCCUUCGUUUCCUGCUGCCGAGGGUUUGCAGCAGACGCUCUUGCAGCAGCAGCAGCAGUCUCAGCAGGCACAGUCUCCCACCCUGUCUUCCAACCAGCUUCUUGCGUGCAGCCAGCGUCUUGGGGUAGGGGACAGCCUGGCCUCGAGCCCCGUGGAGUUGGGGUCUCCCCCGCAGGGGCCCCAGCAGGAGCCGGGGUGCGGCCCUUCCUCGCUGGCCCUGUACCACCAGCUCCAGCUGAUGCGUGCCCAGAUGGAGCACCAGGCCCAGCAGGCCCAGGCAGCUGUCAGCCAGGCCAAGCACCUCAGGGACCAGCUGGCAGCAGAGGCAUCUGCCCGCAACGAGGCCAUGUCCCAGAACCAGGCCCUGAUGGUGCACAACCGAGAGCUUCUGCAGCACAUUCACAUCCUGGUGAGGCACAUCCAGGAGCUCGAGAAGAAGAUCAACAGGCUCGAGGGGAAAGGGGAGCACCUGCAGCCAGACCUCUCGCCCUCCCCCCUGCAGAUCGGCCCCCCGCCGCGCUUCCUGGACCUCCUGUCCGGGUCGCAGGGUGGGAAGACCCCUCCGCCGCUGCUGUCCCCCGACUCGUUUGACCUGGGCAGCCUUGCGUGGCUGUCGGGCUGCCACCCGGUGGCCAGCAGCAGCCCCCCUCCCCCGACCACCCCCUCCCAGACGGCCACCACCAACUCCUCUCCCUCCAUCGGGAGCACCAGCGGCAUUCAGCUCAGGCUGGACGAUCUGAGCUUCUCCGGAGCCAUGAAACCCGCAGAUCAGCAGCAACAGCAGUCGCGUGCCUGUCCCCCGCCCCCAUCCCGUUCUCCCGGCAAGGCGGCUCCGGCGAGCCUGCCCGACCUGCCCGUGUUUGCGGACGGCGGCAGCGGCGCGCUGCCGUCGCCCCCGCCUUGGUCGGCCGGACCGCUGACCUCCUCUUCCGGAGGGAGCACGUUUGUGCGGCAGUUCAGCAUGCCCCUCUCCAGCCAGGAGUCGGGGCUGAACAUUCGACUGCCCGACAUCGGCCGCCUGACCAUCGACGAGAGCGAGACGCCUUCUUUCAAGUUUUUCGGCGGGAGCUCUAGGGCGUUCAACAGGAGUUGAGCGGCGGCCCAAACUCGUUCAUCUAUAUUUCGCAUCUCUCGUAGCGUUUACCUUUUUCGUGCUCUUCUCGGGAAGGGAGCUGUCUCGCGGAGUUGCCAAAGCUCAUCGGCAGGGAGAGGUGUGCGGUCUGAUCCUUGGAGCAGUCCUCAAGUUGUCAUGUAUGUUUGUGAUUUUGGUUAUCAAUUAUAUACUCUGCUUCCAGAAACCCCGAUGUAAUCGUGCAGUUCAUUUUGGAAUUGACAACGUCGGCAAUUCCUGGGGACUUGGUUGAAUGUUGAAAGAAGGGGAGCUUGCUAUUCUUCUUUACUAAGGGCGCGAACCGGGUGUAUAUUUGUGUAGGGGCUAGCACCGCGUAAAAUGUUAGGUCAUGCGCAAUUGCUGCUUCUGCAUUAGAACAUUUUGACAUCUGAGUGUGAAGUUGGAUUCACACUGGCACAUUCGUCACGAGGUAUUUUUAAUUUAACUCGCAUACCACUAAGAGUGGUGUUUAUUUCUUAUCCAUUGUCAGUUUUCGGACACUCCCGUGUCUGUGCACCUUCGGACUGCAUGAAAGGUGUUGUAUCAUUGAAAUUUGCCUUUGGAUAAAAUUUAGAAUGUGUCAAAUGCCUCUAAGCUUGGAAUUUUUUUUAUCUUCCUGCAGGUUCAGGAAAGUAGUAGAUAGAAAACGCCUGAAGGGGAUUCUAAUCUCAAUCAACACCAUGUAUGCCCUCCAAGUCUUAUGAGUCGUUAAAUGACUGGUUUAUGUUUGUUCAUGAGGACAACAUUGAUACAAAAAGUACCUGUGCCACAAGGUUCAAGUUACAUUUCUCCUGAUAAUCUUUAUGUUUCAGUUUGAGCGUUGAGCACAAGUUGUCCGAUGCCAAUGAAAUGUCUGCCCUCUUUAAGUGGCAUCAGCAAUUGCCAACGAGGUGUUUUGUGAUGUCGGUUUUUGCCUCGCGACGUUCUUCGGCUGCCAAGAAGGGCUAAAGCUAAUCUGGAGCUGUUCGGGAGCUGCCUCUAAUGUCAAUGUCGCUUCCUGUGUGCUACGUCUUUUGACGCUUAGUUUUAUUGCCUUAGCUGUGCCCCAUCAAAUCUGAGUUUAUCAGGGGCCACUUUCUGAUAAGCUGUUUCAUUAUAUGGAUCAGACAGGCGAGGGUUACAUCACACAUUCCUGAGUUCCGCUGCCUCCCUCAACCCUAGGGUCCUUUUUCGUACAUCAGCAUAUUGAACAUUUUUCUGUUCAUAUUGGAUUGGUUUGCCUUUGUGGCAUCACUGUAGAUAACCAUAAGGCUCCAUGUAUUUAUGUUAUGACCUUCAUGAAGCUCUGCUGUAUUUGCCUGGUGAGGCAACAUAUUGGUGACAUGACAUAUUUUACCUUUUUCAGUCAAAUGUUUACACUUUUGCUCGUUCAGAAGUUUAGUGUUGUCUUCUUUCUCCAUUAGAUGCAAGCCAUUCUGUGCAAAUGCUAACACUCUAAGCUAACUUUUGGAAACCAAGACUGAAGUACAAAAAGAAAGUCGUUUGUGUGCAUUGGUAUAGGUGUCUUCAAGUUGGAAAGCUGUGGGUGAAAUGUGCCAUUGAUUUGUGUUGUAAUUGCAUUGCCAUUGAUGUGCCAGCUAACGUUUCUGUUAUACUCAUCAUAGCGUUGGUGAUGUUAGCCAUGUUGAGAUGUUAUAUGAGUGCUUUUCAUUUACUUUUACAGCAUGUUUCACUUGACUAACCAUUAUAUUUGGAUAAAACAGUGCCAUUGUGUUGACUGUUUGAAGUGCUGUGUAGUGGUUAAGUUUUGGAGUGUGUUCUAUACAUGAGUACGCUAUAAUCCUUACAGUCCCCAAGUUCUGGCACUUUUAAAAGUGGAUUGUUUCUGUGUGUUUAGUAGGGAAUUUAGCAAAUAUUUUUAUGACCACAGUUAUAGAGUAGCGUACGAUGCACUAACCAGUGGAACCGCCCGAUGCAGAUGUGAGCUACAAGUGAAAAGUUUGUGAGACCACAUCACAUCUGUAUCAGGAAGUUAACUGUAAGGAUCGGAGGGGCAUUUAUUGGUGAUGAGUAAGGGCAUUACAUUUUUAAAGGCGCAUUUCACCAUGAUGUUUUAUACUCAUCAAAGUACAAUGCAAAGCUUGGAAAUGUUGAUCUGUGCUACCGUUUCUGAGUGUUUUCUGCCAAGGAAGGUUCAACAAUUGCUGCUAGUUAUAAGGGCUUUUUUUACAGUGCCCAUGCAGUUCUUUGUGUUAACUUUGUACAAUCUGUAGCAUUGCUAUGCUGUCUCGUUUACUUAAAAAAUAUUAUAUGUACAACAUUGCAUGCCAUCUGAGAAUACUCGUUUUUAGUGCUAUUUUAGAUGACACCCUCCACUAUAGUGAGCAUUAUUAAAUAAAGCUUUUUGAAGGGUUUAUCUACUUUCAUACAUUUUGCACUUUGAAACUUGGCUGAUCUUGGAUGGAUCAUUGUUUAGUACUGCAUUUUGGCAGAUCAUAUCACCAAGUUCAUCUAGGACUAGGUGAUGCAUGUCCGUUAUCAGCUCUACAAUUGAGGCAACAGAAGAAGAGAAACAUGUAGGAUCUGGGAAAUGCUGCAUCUUAUUGAUGCGACUUCACAUCUUUCGGAAGCAGUUGCGAGCGGUUCGGUAAAUGCGUAUGAACGUCGACAUAACAGAAGGUCGGUCUAGAACACUGGAACUCCCGAAGUUCCAUGCCACUGGGACUUCCAAAAUCGGCGAGAAAAAAAAUGUGAGUAUGGCCACUACAACGAGCGACAGGAAGGUCGCUUGCUUUUCACUGGUUCUAGGAGAGCAGCAAGGUGUGUGGAAACCCCGCGUCUUGUUCUCCUCUUCCUUGGUGCACUCAACUACUGUCAGUAUUUGGUGCAGUGGUGCCAUGUUAUUUUGUGCAGUUUGGGUGGCAAAGCUGCUUAGUGGGUUGCAAUUUUUUGCACCCCGUUCGACCGGCCAGUUAUGAAGAAGUUAACGAUGCAUGCCUAUAGUUAUUGGUGCCUAUAGUGCGCAAGCGUGCAGGCGUCUGCAACUGAUGUGGAGGAGUUUUCACACACCAUGAGGUAUUUUUGAAAAGUAACUAGGCUCCCUGUAAAGGUGGUGUC
Messenger RNA from Ixodes scapularis (black-legged tick), 5397 nucleotides. RefSeq names its product carboxyl-terminal PDZ ligand of neuronal nitric oxide synthase protein. Gene Ontology annotation, molecular function: nitric-oxide synthase binding. The transcript has 11 exons. Lineage: Eukaryota; Metazoa; Arthropoda; Arachnida; Ixodida; Ixodidae. The coding region runs from base 508 to 2322 and encodes 604 amino acids. The record is from RefSeq and is a predicted model, not a curated record.